AUGUCGACUUGGGAUGCUUCACUAAAAGCCUUGAAAGACAAGGUCCCUGAUGCGGCCGAGCCCGGCGCUGCUGCUACCCUCGAUGCGCGCAUCGCAAUUGCCGAAAAAGAAUUCGACGCUACCCUCGUUUGGCUCGUCCUAUGUGCAGACGGCACUAAGAUUCAUAUUAAAACCAACGGAGUGCAGCACGACGGGGAGGGUCUCUGUCCGAGGAUUGGAACUGGCGCUUUCAAAGGAUUCCAGACUAGUCAAUUCUUCGGCCCUUACAACCUCUUGAUCACCGCAACAACUGUGACGUUGUCCAAUCCGUGGGGCAUUGUUUACAAAGGCAUUGGUUAUGCUCAGCCUGCCAUCCGUGGGUCCUGGUCAGUCGUCUUUUAG
Messenger RNA from Mycena indigotica, 381 nucleotides. RefSeq lists its product as uncharacterized. Bases 1 to 381 code for a protein of 126 amino acids. The transcript is spliced from 2 exons. Lineage: Eukaryota; Fungi; Basidiomycota; Agaricomycetes; Agaricales; Mycenaceae. The record is from RefSeq and is a predicted model, not a curated record.